GUCCCUCCUGUCUGGGCGCCCCGCCCGCCCCCGCACAGACCGUCACCUGCGCCAGAGUCGCGGGCCGCUGCCGAGCGCUCGGAAUCGGUGCACCGGACUUCGCUUCGCUCCAGCCCGACAACCCAGCCACGGACCGGGCCGCCUGCGCCCUUGAGGCUGUUCCGCCCUAACGAAAUCUGCUGGUUUGAGCUUUGGCUAAAUCGGUUCCGCGCGUGCCAGUGCCAGACAAGCGGAGCCAGGGUUAGAUUGGUGCAAACCCCUAAUAAAGCUGCAUUUAACCAGUUGAACUAGAUUAACUAGAUCAACUGACGGUGCAGCUCUUCCGGGCUAGCCCAGGACGCAGUGUCACAGGUUUUCUUGCUUUAAAAGACCCAGGAAGUUGUAUUUGAAGCGUUCUGAACCUUGCCAUGAAAGCUGUGUGUGUGUGGAGACUUCCGGAGACUGGACUCAAAAGGAAAGUGGAAUCUGAGCACAACCUCGGGGAGUCUAGUGCUGAAAAGAAACUGUCCUAUAACCUCCUCAUGAAACCUCAACGCCUGGACCUGGUCUCGAGGUUUGUGAAAGAAAACAAGGGCAGAAUCAUUCCAUUUGAGAAGCAGCAAGACUUUCAGCUGCGCAUUUGUGACCUGGACGAGACGUUCUAUGCAGGGCAGUCGGACAUGCUGGAAGACUGGGAAGUGCUUUACCUGCCGAAGCCUGUGAAGAUGGAGAUUCUUGGCAUCGUGGAUGAUGUGCCAUGUCUGGCCACUGGACAACAGCUGGUUAUCCUUGUUGCAGACAACGGCAGCGUUUAUGCAUACGAAGAGGAGUUGUUGCACAGAGUUGGCAAGACCUUACAGGAGUUUUUAAGAGACGGGCUAUGGCUCUUCGGACAGGAAGUCUAUGCAUGUGCAAAGGACCUGGAGCCUAAUAGUGAAGAGGAGUGGGUGAAGGACCCAGAGAUCAAGCAAAUCAGGCAGAGCACCAGAGACUUCAUCAAGAGUAAAGAAGAGGCGUUUGGGAAGCACCUGGAUUUCCUUAGCAAUCUGUGAUAUUUCUAGUCUUGUAGACCAUUCUUGGGGCGAGGUGUGGAGCCCACCUGAGAUACGGCCCAGCAGCAGCAGAGAGAGGAGAGAACCUGAGGGAACCGUUUUUGCAGGGAGAAUAUCUUGGGUCUCCUGCUCAUGGCAAAUUUAUGUCUUAUUACAGAAACAAUGUUGCUGGUUUUCCUGGGCCUGCCAUGGUUUGGCUGGCUGUGAUUUGCAGGACUU
Molecule: messenger RNA, 1250 nt
Organism: Malaclemys terrapin pileata
Lineage: Eukaryota; Metazoa; Chordata; Testudines; Emydidae
Exons: 5
Coding region: 408-1031 (207 amino acids)
Source: RefSeq, a predicted model, not a curated record